ACUUAGCGGUCUAUUACAUCACCUUUGAUCUCAAUUGUGAAUUUUAAAAAUUAACACUGUAGUGAUUCUCUGUUGAAGCAAGGUAAAAGCCAUUCACGCAACAAAACUUUAUAUUUAUUCAGAUAAGGUAUAUAAUUGCAUUCACUCACCAUUAUUCGCUGUUAUAUUUUAUGAUGAUCACGUUUUACGUCACAACUGCACACUAUGAUCGCACAGACUACCAUCUCCGUACCCUACUUAUUUCCACCAUGGACUAACCGUGGCAUCUUCAAUUCGAAACUGGGAGAUUGUAAUAUGCACUAUUUACAUAUGCAGAUGGCGGCUGUGUGUAUAGAAUAAGAAAUGCCACGAUGUUGCUGAGUUGUCAAGAGGUGUGACAGUUAAGGCAUUACAUUUUCAAUGUCAUGUGCAGUUUGUGUGGUUAUCAUGGAGAAUGUUUACAAUUACGUGGUAAGUUACAGGUCGGGACAAACUGUUCAGGAGGUUAGGAAAUUUUGAGUGUAUUACUUUGUUGAAUUAACCUAUACGUAGCAAUGCACCCGAAGCGGACGUGUCACCGAAUUUUUUAUAGUAGGUGGUUGGUUUCUUUAUUUAUAUGCUUAUCGGUGACACUGAUUAUAUGGUCAACCAAACGCCUCGAAAAUAAUUUGUCAGAUGAAGAGUUGGAAGUGCUGAUUACUAACCAGAGGGUGCAGAAGCUGAAAAGAGAGCAACAGGAGGAAGUUGGCGUUGUUUUCGCAAAGAACAUACUCUUCCACAAUGCAGACUAUGAGGCUGAAAUUAGGAAAGAUGAAGCUAAGAAGGUCCCACAUCUGGGGGACAAUGGAGUGGCAGUUGUUUUGCAGGGAGAAGAGGCAAAGCAGGCCGAGACCCUCAUGAAGGUGGAGGCUUUCAACAUCCUUCUGAGUGACAAGAUUCCCUACUUGAGGACACUGCCAGAUGCACGGAACCCAAAGUGCAAGGAACUGAAGUAUGACUUGGACCUGCCCUCUGCGAGUGUUGUUAUUAUAUUCACCAACGAGGCAUGGAGCUCUCUCAUACGGACAGUGCACAGUGUUCUGAACAGUUCACCUGCUCACCUGCUCAAGGAGAUUCUUCUGGUGGAUGACUGCAGUGACAGGGUGGACCUGCAGGGCAGGUUGAACUACUACCUGAAGACGCGGCUCCCACCCAAAGUGCGUCUGAUUCGCCUGACAGAAAGGGCAGGCCUGAUACGGGCGCGACUCGCUGGGGCGAGGGCAGCUGUGGGUGACGUGCUUAUCUUUCUGGAUGCUCACUGUGAAGUGGUGCAGACCUGGUUGGAACCGCUACUUCAGCGAAUCAAAGAGAAGCGCUCCGCUGUUCUCGUUCCUAUCAUCGAUGUGAUCGAUGACAAAACGCUAGAGUACAUGUAUAGCAAAUCAUCAUUAGAUUUUUUCCAGGUGGGUGGGUUCACAUGGAGUGGACACUUCACGUGGGUGGCCGUCCCUGAAGCAGAGCAGGCUCGCCGAGGCUCUCCUGUUGCGCCGACCAGGUCCCCGACGAUGGCAGGUGGUCUUUUUGCAAUUGAACGUGACUAUUUCUGGGAGAUAGGCUCGUACGACUCGCAGAUGGAUGUCUGGGGCGGUGAGAACUUGGAAAUGUCAUUCAGGGUGUGGCAAUGUGGUGGCUCCUUGGAAACCAUCCCCUGCUCCCGUGUUGGGCACAUCUUUCGCAGCUUCCACCCGUAUACAUUCCCUGGAGGCAAGGAUACACACGGGAUAAACACAGCCCGUAUGGUGGAGGUGUGGAUGGACGAGUAUAAAAGCUUGUUCUAUAUGAAUCGUCCUGACCUGCGUGAACGAGACAUAGGGGACCUGACGGAACGUAAGGCUUUGAGGAAAGGGCUGAACUGUAAGCCAUUCAAGUGGUAUCUACAGAAUGUGUAUCCAGACAUUUUCAUUCCCACAGAAAAUGUUGCGGCGUUCGGACAGGUGCGGAGUGAGCGCAGGUGUCUGGACAACUUGCAGAAGGGGAGCAGUGAGGAGCAAUAUGAGCUGGGGAUGUACAAUUGUCACCCCAAGGCGACCUCGAGUCAGUUCUUCUCACUGACACUGACAGGAGAGCUGCGUCGGGAGAAUUUCUGUGCCGAGAUACAGAACCCGCUGGCCAGACCGGUACGUGUCAUCAUGUUCCGCUGCCACGGACAGAAAGGCAACCAGGAGUGGAGUAUGAAGGAUGGCCAACUUAUAAAUGUGCAGACUACCCUGUGCCUUGACGCAUCUGACAGCGAACAGUCUGACAAGGUGGCUGCGGCAAGCUGUUCCAGGAGCGCGUGGCAACUGUGGAGGUGGAGCAACAGCACAGAGUGAGCAGUGCGAGCCACUUUGAACUUCUUCAGCCUCAAAGUAUUCAUAAUCACCCUCAUGUCACAUUUUAUGCAUACCAUACCAGUUUUGCCUCAUGUUCAGGUCAAAUCUUGGUUGGAUUACUGGUGUCAUUGAUUUCAUUUUCCCGUCUGUCCACGUGAUUGCCAGGAUAAUAACUUUAGACAGGUUGUGGCCACUUCCAAAUAUGUUUAUGUGCAUUAUUCAUGUUUGUGAGAGUUGAAGUUGUCACAGCAGCAAGUAUGAACAUAUUUCAGGGGUGCUUCCUCCCUCCAUAAUAUGGUAGCGGUAAACACUUCUGAUAUAUCGGACAGUUUCUGUGAGACUGUAUGAUGCAACAUCUCAAAAGACUUAUAAUACUUUUGGCAUUGCCAUGCCAACAGAUAGAUUUUAAACACAUGUUAAGAAAGUGCAAGUCUUUCAUGAACUUUGGCACUUCAGAGGAUUUGCAUGUCCCCUUGAUGAAUGAAUGUGAAGUUGGCUUGAAGAAUUUGAACUUGCAUGAAAAUUAUUUCACAUAGAUAUUGUGGAAUGAUAUUGUAAUGGCAUUUGCCUGCAUUUGGGGCCAGGUAAGUACAGUCCACUUCUUAAGAUCUGUCGUCUUAUUUCAAGUCUCCCGUGUUGUUCCAUCAUAAAGUUUUUAGCAAGAUGUAUGGAUUUUAUUGGACCACAUGUAUCUGGUACUGUUAUGAUAAAUAAAUUGUACCAGGAAACUCAGGGCAUGCAGCAUUUUUUAACUUAUACAAAUGCAAGAGCCAGAUGGUAUACAAAUAUAAAAUGCUACCAUUCAGUGAUUCUAGGAUAAUUAUGACUGCUGUAAUGUGUUUAUAAAAGUAAUAUAUCAAAUCGAAUUAUAUUGGUAUUAGAAUGUUGCCGAUGAUGAAGAUUCAAAUUAUUUAUCAGGUAAGAUGGAGCAAGCGAAAUAAAAUUGGAAGGGACGCUAAGAGUGGUAAGAGGUGGUAUACUAUGCAAUAACUGUGGUAAAUGAUUUAACUUUAAUGACUGAGGGUAAUAUUACAGAUAAUGACUAGGUUUGUUUUCCAAGAAAUAUAAUACGCUUUCCUUUUGCAAGUGAAUUCUUAUUCUCAUUACUGUCAUUCUUUGUGGACAACAUGGAGAAUUUUGAUACAAAUUCUGACAUUCAUAGAAUAAACACAUGGUAUGUACAUGGUCUCCAUCACUGAAAUUCUAACCCCGUAAUGUAUGAGGAAGGUGCUCUGUGGGGAUCAAGUUAUUCAGUACUUUUCCAUCCAACAUUAAGAAGCUUUAAUGCAGUAUAAAAUUCUUAAAACCUCUCAUACCAUGUAAUAAUACAGAAGUUAUGUAAAUUAGCCAUUUUUAACACUAUUAAUGGUUAUUUGUUUACUUUACUAAACUUGUUUUGGCUUCAAGUUGUCAUCAGUGGCAGUGUGAAACAUUUAGCCCAAAGUAAAGUAAUGAAAAAGUGGUUGGUUUAUGUGAGUUCUUAUGUUAUAAAAGUAUAUAAGUCAGCAGUGAAAGAUUAUCUUUUGUUUCGCUUCUACUGUGUAGAUGCGUUUACGUAUAAAGUCUGUUUGCUGUAAAUAUUCAUGUGAAUAGCUGUAUUUGUAUUUGCUUUGGUAUUAAUUAUUGUACCAAGUAUUGUAAUGUAACAUGCUCCAUAUCCAUGUUAUGUACUAUGAAGGAUCUAUGGAAUAUAUUUUAAUUAAUUAAUACCAUCGUGAAUGGUUAUAGAAGGAA
Zootermopsis nevadensis is the source of this 4064-nucleotide messenger RNA. RefSeq names its product Polypeptide N-Acetylgalactosaminyltransferase 1 (gene Pgant1). The record is from RefSeq and is a predicted model, not a curated record. Gene Ontology annotation, biological process: protein O-linked glycosylation. Lineage: Eukaryota; Metazoa; Arthropoda; Insecta; Blattodea; Termopsidae. Gene Ontology annotation, cellular component: Golgi apparatus. Gene Ontology annotation, molecular function: polypeptide N-acetylgalactosaminyltransferase activity.